CUUCGUCUUUGCCUAAGAAAAAAACAUUUCGAUUCGUCUUCCGCGGCAGAAAAGCUCGAAAACUCCCGCACGAAAUCCUCCCCAAAUCCUCAAACCACACCGGCCUCCCCAUACCCAACCGCCCGCCUCGACCAUGUCGCUGCUCGACGACGUCGACGACGAGGCCUUCCUCCUCGCCGCCGAGGCAGCGGAGGCCGCGGCGAACGCGUCCUCCAAGCGCCCCCGCCUCUCCACCUCCCCGUCGCCGACCCCCGCCGCCUCCGAGGGGUCCUACCUGUCCGCGCUCAAGGGCAGCCACAGCGCCGCCUGGAAGCAGCAGCAGGAAACCCUAACCCUCGCCCACAAGCUGCCCGGCGGCUCCAAGGUCCCAGGCGUCUCCCCUGGUGGCGGCGCACAGAUCACCAAGGGCGCGUGCUUCAAGUGCGGGGACACCAGUCACUGGGCGAGAGAGUGCCCCCAAUCCUUGCAGGCAAGUGUCGGCGGCGGGAUCGGGGGCGGUGUAGGAGGCGGAAUCGGCGGCGGCGGCGGCGGCUAUGUGGAUGCGGGCGGGGAGGUGGAGGAGAAGGCGUGCCCCUGCGGCGCUGGGAUCUGCCUUGUGCUCACCUCCAGCACGCCCAGAAACCCCGGCCGCAAGUUCUACAGGUGUCCCACGCGGGACAAUGGAGGUUGCAACUUCUUUGAGUGGUGUGAUGCUCCAUCUCCAGGCGCUGCUAAUGCUCGCAGCAGCACAAGCUUUCAGUCAGAUGCAUCAAUUGUGAAUAUGCCUUGUUCCUGUGGUGCUGGAACAUGCUUAAUUCUCACGACAAAGGCGGGAGUUAAUGUUGGGAGGCAGUUUUAUCGGUGCCCAGCUCAGGGAGGUAGCUCUUGUGGCUUUUUCAAAUGGUGUGACGAUCAGCAGCAGCCUAGGACAGCUGCUCCACUGCAAGGUGGUUCAUCACAAUACCAAGCUGGUGCUACCCCCACCAACCAAAACAUGAGCAAGAGCUCUUCAGGCUGCUUCAAAUGUGGGCAAGAGAACCACUGGGCGAAGGACUGCCCGAAUCAAGCUUCGGUUCCUUACUCUGACAAAGGCGGGAGGGCAUUAAGUUCAGCAACCUCAUCUGAUGGGUGUUUCAAGUGUGGUAAGGCUGGUCACUGGUCCCGUGAUUGCCCUGUUGCAAACAGUGGUGGUGGUGGUGGUGGUGCCGUCGCCAGCAAUGUCAAGUCGUCUUCUACUUUGGGCUCAUGGAACAGCAGGAGAUACUGAUAGCAGGUGCCCCUGUGAACUCAAUUGAACUGACGCGGACAUGCUGUACGAAACUUGGACAAAUGACCUUUGCCACUUGUUGCUUAGGUACGCUCUCUCGCCGACGCCACUUGCAGACCUGCCACUAUUUAGUUCCAGCAAACGGGAUUUACUUUUGAUAUCUUGCGUCUAUCCUGGUUGCUGUGUGACUGUCGAACCUGUACUAUCUGCUUUAGGCAUUUCCACUUUUGUGAACAAGAAAAAGCCAUUAUGCUAUGUUCACCAGCAUGCCUUGCACUUGCAGUUCAAUAUCAGCUCCAUGUUCAUGUUAUC
Triticum aestivum (bread wheat) is the source of this 1558-nucleotide messenger RNA. RefSeq names its product DNA-binding protein HEXBP. Gene Ontology annotation, molecular function: nucleic acid binding; zinc ion binding. Lineage: Eukaryota; Viridiplantae; Streptophyta; Magnoliopsida; Poales; Poaceae. Bases 134 to 1246 code for a protein of 370 amino acids. The transcript has 3 exons. The record is from RefSeq and is a predicted model, not a curated record.